UAAACUAAAGAUUAGUAUUGUAUCCAUUAGUGCAGGUAUUUUAUUACCAGCAGUUGUUUUGUCGUGACAGUUCUAUUUAACAGGAUCUCGACGGUCAACGCCCGCAAUUGGAGUAGUUUUCGGAUAGCUACAUAUUAGCCUUAUGCAAGAAGAAAAUGGAUGCAAAGGAGAUAAAGACAUCAUUGAAGCAUGCUAGAGAAGCUAUCAGGAAGAAGGAGUAUAAAGAUGCCCUAAAACAUUGCAAGGCAGUUCUGUCUGGGGAUGGAAACAACUAUAUGGCCCUGGUACUGAUUGCUGUGGCUGCUGAAGGUUUAGAGCAGUAUGAUCAGGCAUUGAAGGCAUACAGGCGUGCUGUAGAAGCUGAUGAUUCACAGAUGUUGGCAUGGCAGGGUUUGUGCAGUUUCUAUGAGAAAAAUGCUAAGGCAGAGUUUGUUUCUGAUCAGAUAGAUGUCUACCUGAAAAUGCUGGAGUUCCAUGCCAGUGACAAAGAGAAGAAAAUAGAAUCUUUGCAGAAAUUAGUAAACUUGAUCGAUAAAAGCACCGAGAAAUCAAAACUAGAAAAGGUUAUUGAAAUAUGCAGAACCACAAUUAAAGAAGAGACUGAUGUAGAAAGGAAAACACAGUUGCAAGUCUCUCUCAUUCACAUACUGCAGCUGUCUGACACAGAUGACAAAGUUGAUCAGGUACUAGACUUGGCUAGAGAAGUGUUAGAGACUUCAAGUGACUUUGAUGAAGACAUAGAACAGAUUAUAUCAUUACAUCUCUCCUACCUUAUCAAGAGGAACCCCACAGAAGUUAACAAUGUGUGCUCUGUGUUACAUAAAAAGUUUCCACAGUCAACAGCAGUACUGGAAUAUUCUGUCAUAGUUUCUCUUGACCGUUCAUUAGGUGAGCAGAAAUUUGAUCCAUGUCAAGAAGUUGAGGAGAAAAUAAGUUCAUACCUGAGUAAGAUAGGUGAGGAAGCAACUGGAACAUCACUCGUAGCUCGGGGAUUUCUGGCUGCAUGUGGAAAAGACUACAGCGGUUCCAGAAAUAUAUUGAGACAAGUUCCAGAAGCUUGUAUGUUGGUUUGUGCUCCAUACUUCCAGGCUGUAACAAGCAUGUACUUACAUAAAUAUGAUGAAGUAUUCAACUUCUGUAAACAUGGGCUGAAACUGCUGCAGCGAAAAGACCGUAUUCUGACCAGGCCAAGUUCCGAGAUUACAAGUAGCUUCCAUUUAUUAAGAGUGAAUGCUCUUCUUGCUGUUGGAGACAAAUUAUCACUCUCUGUUGCUAUGGAAACCAUUGAAAAUGAGCUAGAUGCCAGUUCUGAUAUUGUUACUCUAAUGAAAGGACAUUUGCACUUGAAGCAGGGAGAGAUUGAAAAAGCAAAGACCUGUGUAGUUGGGAACAGUGUUGAGGGGAUUGUUUUGGAAGGUAUGAUUGCCCUAAAGGAAAACAGUUUUACAGAGGCAGCAGAAAGAUUUGAAAAAGCUGUAAAGAGUGAGCCAGAGAUUGUCAGUCACCAGGUGAAUCUAGCAAAAUGUUUGUGGAAGAUAGAGAACAGAAAACAGGAAUGCUUCACUAUGCUGCUGAAGGCAGCUAAACAAGACCCCUACAAUUCUGAGACGUUCCUGUAUCUAGGUCACUAUUACAGCCAGGAGGCAGAAGACAGUUCAAGGUCACGGAAAUGUUACCAGAAGGCAUUUGACCUUGACCCUCACAAUGAUAGUGCAGGGGAGGCAUUAUGUGACAUACUUAACCAACAAGGAGAAGAGGAACAAGCAUAUGCAAUACUGUCAAAUGUUACAAAGAAGGCUAGUGCUGGAUGUGCUAAGUGGGCGUGGUUAAGACUAGGACUGUACCAAGUGAAACAUGAGGAUCCUUCUAUAGCUAUAGCUUCCUUCCAGUCGGCAUUGAGGGCUGAUCCUAAAGACAACCACGUUUGGGAAUGUCUCGGAGAGGCUUAUUUAGCAAGAGGAAGUUUCACGGCAUCAUUAAAAGCUUUUACCAGGGCAUCAGAGUUAAACCCAGACUCAAUGUAUUGUCUGUUCCAGAUGGCAUCUAUCAAGCAGACAUUGGGUACAUACACUGAGGCUAUAGAGGAAUACAAGCUGAUAUUGGAAAAGUCACCUAACUAUGUUCCUGCUUUGAAAGGUGUUGGAGAGACAUAUGUUUUAGUUGCCAAGUCUUUGCUGUCAAAGUUUUUCCAUGGUCGAGCCAGAGAUACUGCCCAGUUAGCAGUGUUACAUCUUAGCAGGGCAGCUACGAUACGUCCAGAUCUGUCAUGUUUAUGGAAGCUAAUUGGAGAUGCCUGUACUAUCCUACAUGUUUUACCAGCUGAGAACUUCAGGUUUGAGAAACCAGACAAAGGUGUGCUUACCAAGCUUGAAACUCUUGAACUGGGGUCAAGGUGCUACAUCAGAGCUCUGAAAAUUCUCCCAGAAUGCUCUUCCCUUUGGCAUGACCUUGGGGUCAAUUAUAUCCACCAAUCACAGUGCAGCAGUGAAGAAUCUGCUAGCUCAUUGGCUGAAAGAUCAGUGCAAGCUUUAAAGAAGGCCAUUCAACUGGAAUCUACCAAUCAUAAACACUGGAAUGCACUUGGAUAUGUUGCAUGCUUGAAAGUUUACAACAAACCAGAUUUAGCUCAACACUGUUUUAUCAAGUCUAUUCAAGUUGAGAGUAAUAAUGUGAUAGCAUGGACAAAUUUAGCAGCUCUCUACCUUAGCAAGGAUAAUGUCAAGUUGGCCCAUGAAGCCUUCAAGAUAGCGCAGAGUCUGGAGCCGUCCUACGUGUCAUGUUGGAUAGGCCAGGCUACCAUUGCUGAGGUUGUUGGGCAUGAAGAUGCUAUGGACUUGUUUAGACAUACUACUGAACUUGGAAAUCAUAUUGAAGGUGCCCUGGGGUAUGGUCACUGGGUGUGCACUAUGUUACAGAACAUUGAUAAAAGGGACACAUAUAUGUAUACAUAUGCUAUAGAACAGAUGGGAGCAGUACCUGCAGCUUCUGAUGCUCUAGCUAGAUACACAGAUCGUGUGAAGACAAAUCCUUUAGCAUACAACAUGUAUGGUCUAUUGUUGGAAAGACAGAAAUUGUAUAAGAGUGCAGCUGAACAGUUCAAACAAGCUGUAUCACUGGUAGAACAUGAGGUGGACAAAAGCAUCCUGCCAGAGGUCAUGUGUAACUAUGCAAGACUUCUAUAUAAAGCAGGGGACUUCCAGCUGUCAUGUUCUGUUUAUAAUAAAGUUGCUGGUACUUGUGCAUUUAUGGACCUGUGUCAUAUGGGACUGGCAUUGUAUAAAACUGGGCAUCUUGAACUGGAGAGUUUCCAAGUGUAUACAAAAGCUGCUGAGAUGGCACAGACAGAUGAAGACAAGUCGGCUGUACUGACGGCACUAGCUAUGGUACUGUACAAGUUUGGAGACCUUGGCAAUGCUAAAACCAAUCUAUUCCAAAGCUCUCAGUUAUCUAAUCCGUGUGUUGCUGGUCUAAAGGCCCUGUGUGCCUUAGGUCUGAUACAGUCUGACCUCACCCUGGCUGAGGCUGUACUCCAGGAACUCUCCAGUUUAGGAGAUGACUCUAGUCACCUAUAUGAUAUCGCAUUGCUCGGUAUUGGUGUGGACAUGGUCAAGGGUAAUUUGAUAGAUGUGAAGAGGAAGCUGCAGCAUUUACUGCACAGAAAUCCUUGUCAGCCAAGGUUAUGGCACCUAUUGUCCACCAUACUUCUCAGAUUCUUCCCUGAGUUGGGAAAAUGUGCAGUGCAAGCUGCUAGGAACUCUGUAGUGAUAGAAAGUGCAGUGAAACAGACUGACUAUUUAUUACUUACGCUAAGUGAUAUGAGUGCAGGUAACCAUGGCAACCGUCAAAAUUCAUAUGAUGCUUUUCUGACAGCACAGAGAGCUGUUCGUUACAAUCCAGAAAAUCUAGACAACUGGGCCACCCUGGCUUCCGCUAUACAUGCUCAGGCUGUUCUCACACCAGGUUGGAAUAGAAGGCUUUCCCUGCUAAAACAUGAAUACACACUGCUGUGUUACAUUAGAACACAAGAUGUUUCACUGGCGUUGAAGUUCUGGUGUGCUAAACAGAAGAUUGUGUGUACAGUACAUGCUAACAUGCAUAAUGAGUUGAUGGAAUGUCUGGAUGAGUUGAUGACAGAGUUUGGAUCAGAAAUGGAGGUGAAGCAGAUGUUUGACAUGUUUAGUAACAUCCUACAGGAUAAUACAGGCAGUGUGGCUGCAGCUCUUGAUGAAACAUCGUCAUUAUACUACUGGCAGAUUCUGGUGGAAAUGUACAUUCGAGCUGGCUUAAUGAAAGAUGUUGAGACCACCUUAAAGCACUGUCAUUAUCGUGUGGCAAAGAGUGCUAAUCAAGUGUUUCUCCUCAAAAUGGCACAUCUGGCAUUUCAACAGAUUUUGACAAGUCCAGGAAACUCAGACCACUUCAGAGAAGUGUUUAAAGAAACUGCUGAUCAGUUACUGACAGAUGACCCAGAUUGUACUGUUGUUAACCUGAUGCAGGGAGUCCUUAAUCUACACACUAAUGAAAGGUUAGCAAAACAUCAACUUAAGAAGAUUCUAGACAGUCAUGUGACAGGAAGUAAAGGCCAUGACCUUUCUAUCGCAAGACAAGCUUUGAUACACAUUCUUGUGAAUACCAAGAAAGACUCAGAUCUUAUUCAGAGCAUCCUGGAUGAUGCCACAACAGCUGAGGAUACAGAGACAGUAAACUUUUACAACAAAAUAACUGUCUGAGAACAGUUCGUGGUGGACAAGAGGAGUACACAUUUGAUGGAACAAGCAGUUUUGAAAAUCUAUCUCAGACUAUAGUGCAACAGAACAACUGUGAAAUAAUGUAAUUUUGUGGCCAUGACAUUUCAUGGUUUUGGACAAAGUGGUUAUUUUGCUGUGAAAUGUAUUAGUGGACAUAAAUUGAAAUAGAAUUUUACAAGUUGAUAGGUAUUGAAUUUGGAGGAUUGACUCAACCACUAAAUCCACAAAAAUCAGUCCCCUUUAGAUAUUAAUUUCUCAGUACAUGUACUUGAAAUACAGAAAGAAAACAACUGUUUAUCCCUUCCCUUGCUAAAUUUCUAUAAUGAACUUGCCCAUCUUCCAGUUUGAACAGGACUAUUAGCUGUUAAAAGGGGUGCUUACCAAAAAGUUGAUCAUGAUCUACACUGGUCGCAAAGACAGUCAUUCGUGUCCAGCAUGGUAAGGGUUAUUGUCAAGGAGACACACAUGUUCAUGGCUGGUUUUCUACCUGGACAUACACAUCGUAUCAUGCACUAAACAACCAGAUUAAUGUUUUGACCAAUUUUAUUAGAAACUCCUGCUUUUUCUGCAAAUGAAAUAAAGGUUGAAACUCUU
This is a messenger RNA of Mercenaria mercenaria, 5342 nucleotides long. RefSeq names its product tetratricopeptide repeat protein 37-like. Bases 156 to 4730 code for a protein of 1524 amino acids. The record is from RefSeq and is a predicted model, not a curated record. Gene Ontology annotation, molecular function: protein binding. Lineage: Eukaryota; Metazoa; Mollusca; Bivalvia; Venerida; Veneridae. The transcript is spliced from 42 exons. Gene Ontology annotation, cellular component: Ski complex.